AUGUCUGCCGCCCACGACGACGCUCAGCAUGAGCACACCUUCGACUCCGUCGACGCUGGUGCGUCCGCCACCUACCCCAUGCAGUGCUCUGCUCUGCGCAAGGGUGGCCAUGUCGUGAUCAAGAACCGUCCCUGCAAGAUCGUCGACAUGUCGACCUCCAAGACCGGCAAGCACGGUCACGCCAAGGUCCAUCUCGUCGCCAUCGAUAUCUUCACUGGCAAGAAGCUCGAGGAUCUCUGCCCCUCCACCCACAACAUGGACGUUCCCAACGUCAAGCGCACCGACUACCAGUUCUCCUACAUCGACGAGGACUUCCUUGUCCUCAUUGACUCCAACGGUGAGGAGAAGCGUGACGUCAAGAUGCCCGAGGGUGAGCUUGCCAAGCGCAUUGAGAAGCUCGAGGAGGAGGGCAAGGACUUCUUCGUCGGUGUCCAGACCGCCAUGGGUGAGGAGGCUGCCAUCGAUGUCAAGGAGGCUUCCAACAAGGAUUAA
Neurospora hispaniola is the source of this 492-nucleotide messenger RNA. RefSeq names its product eukaryotic translation initiation factor 5A. Gene Ontology annotation, molecular function: ribosome binding; RNA binding; translation elongation factor activity. The record is from RefSeq and is a predicted model, not a curated record. The transcript is spliced from 4 exons. NCBI's taxonomy places the organism in Eukaryota, Fungi, Ascomycota, Sordariomycetes, Sordariales, Sordariaceae. Gene Ontology annotation, biological process: positive regulation of translational termination; positive regulation of translational elongation; translational elongation. The coding region runs from base 1 to 492 and encodes 163 amino acids.